AUGGGAACUUUUUCAGAAUGGCGCAAGCUAUCAGUGGGCUUGUCUGAGUUGUGCAUCAACACGACUCUGCGCUGUGGCCAAUCCUUUCGAUGGCAAAACAUUCCUGAGACAGGAGAGUGGCGGUGUGUUCUUUAUGGGACUUUGGUCUCAUUACGACAGGACUCAGAAUACCUGUAUUAUCGCACCUGUCAAUCAAAGUCUCCGUCUAUUUUACCUACGCCCCCAGCCUCGAAACUUCCCUCGCGUGCGCAAUCCGAUACGAACGAUGACAGCAAAGAUGACCAUAUUGUCCGCGUUUUGAAGCACUACUUGAACCUUUCUCCUAACCUGACUGAACUCUACGCACAAUGGUCUGCUCAAGAUCCCAAUUUCAAGAAGAAAGCCACUCAAUUCUCCGGCAUUCGGAUAUUACGCCAGGACCCUUGGGAGGCACUCGUAUCGUUCAUUUGCAGCAGCAACAAUAACAUUUCUCGGAUCUCACAAAUGGUUGAGAAAAUUUGCCUUAACUAUGGCCCAUUUGUGGCCAAAGUGGAUGGGCGCGCCUAUCAUGAUUUUCCAACUCCAGAGGCAUUGACUGGCAAGGAUCUUGAACACCAACUUCGCGGUCUAGGCUUUGGAUAUCGAGCUAAAUACAUUUACAAUACAUCCGUUAUGGUCUUCAAAGAAGAAAAAGGGUGGCUGAACAGCUUAUGCAACCCGGAGUCGCCUGCAUAUGGAUUGGAGGCGGCCGUUGGUGAUGAAAUGCGACCAGAAGGAAGACAGGGCUAUCUUGAUGCCCACGAGAAACUACUUUCACUGCAGGGUGUUGGGCCGAAAGUAGCAGACUGUGUCUGUUUAUUUGGUUUAGGUUGGGGUGAAUCUGUUCCGGUGGACACGCAUGUAUGGCAAAUUGCCCAGCGUGACUAUCGCUUUGGCAAAGGCUCUCACAAAUCUUUGAACAAGGCCACAUCUGAUGCUAUCGCAAACCACUUUCGGAAACUUUGGGGACAGGAAGCUGGUUGGGCACAUAGUGUGCUCUUUACUGCAGACUUGCGAUCGUUCUCGGAUCGACUUGCAGCAACUAAGAAGGUGGAUUUAUCUGUGAAAGAAGACAACGAUGAAGACGUAAAGAUCAAGACCGAGGUCACCACCACUGUGACUUUGGCAGCUGUGAAAGAAGAGCCAGCACUGAAGGAAGAGACUGGCGACAUUAAAUUGGAAGACUCAGAAAGCAAGCUGGUUCCGACAGUCCCAAGAAGAAAGCGCAAGGAGGUCACAGACACGCUUGUACUUGCUGCUCAAACGACAGAGACUCGGAGAGUGUCCAAGAGACUCCGCCAGUAA
Messenger RNA from Penicillium taxi, 1323 nucleotides. RefSeq names its product 8-oxoguanine glycosylase OGG1. The record is from RefSeq and is a predicted model, not a curated record. NCBI's taxonomy places the organism in Eukaryota, Fungi, Ascomycota, Eurotiomycetes, Eurotiales, Aspergillaceae. The transcript has 3 exons. Gene Ontology annotation, cellular component: nucleus. The coding region runs from base 1 to 1323 and encodes 440 amino acids. Gene Ontology annotation, biological process: base-excision repair, AP site formation; base-excision repair; nucleotide-excision repair. Gene Ontology annotation, molecular function: damaged DNA binding; 8-oxo-7,8-dihydroguanine DNA N-glycosylase activity.